UUGGUAAUUAAAAUUAUGAUGAUUAUGUUAUCAACAACCUCAACCGUCAUAGUAAUAGCUUCGUCACAAGCCUUAGCCGGCUGUGACGAAUGGUGUGGAGACUUGCAAAUUCCAUAUCCAUUCGGAGUAAAAGAAGGGUGCUAUCUCAACAAAACCUUCUUAAUUACGUGCAACAAAACCAAUGGCCCUCCAAAAGCGUUUCUAAUGAACACCAAUAUUAGUGUUACUAAUAUAUCACUCCACGGUGAGCUCCACAUAUUGCAGCCCAUAGUGCGAGAUUGCUACAACCAAGUGCAAGAAAAUGGUCCUUUUGUCCCUAACACAACCAAUCUUUUGGCACCGGCGAUGUUCCCAAUUGCUGAUGGCAAAAACAAGUUCAUAGCCAUUGGUUGCGAUACUUAUGGUUUAAUUGGUGGGGUGUUAAAUGGGAGUGGCUAUGUAAGUGGGUGUAUUUCCAUGUGUUUAAAUGAGAGUACGAUUGGUAAUGAUUCGUGUUUUGGUAAUGGGUGUUGUCAAAUGGAGAUUCCUAAUGGGUUGAGGAAUUUGACUUUGUUAGUGGGGAGUUUUUUUAAUCAUACUUUGGUGAAGAAUUUUAAUCCUUGUGGGUAUGCUUUUGUGGUUGGAGAUGAGGGGUUUGAGUUUGAGUCAAGGUAUAUUAGAAGUUUUGAAGAUGUGAAGGUUGAGGUUGUGGUUGGUUGGGCUAUUGGAAAUGACAGUAAUUAUGUGUGUGGAUUAAACAGUGAAAGGAAUAGCAGUUUCUCUCAUGAUAGAGCUGAAUUUCGUUGCCAAUGCUUGGAUGGUUUUGAAGGGAAUCCAUAUCUUCCUCAAGGUUGUCAAGAUAUAGAUGAAUGCAAGGAUGAAACACUGAAUCAUUGUAAGUACAAGAACAAGUGUGUUAACACAAUAGGAAACUAUACGUGCAAUUGUCCUACAAACUACAAAGGAGAUGCAAGAUAUGGAGGAGAAGGUUGCACUCGAGAUUCCAAGGCUUUCAUUCCCAUAAUAAUCGGAAUUGGAGUAGGGUUCACAGUUUUUCUAAUUGGUAGCACAUGGAUAUUCUUGGGUUAUAAAAAGUGGAAGUUCAUCAAAAGGAAAGAGAAAUUUUUCAUAGAAAAUGGAGGCUUCAUACUUCAACAACAACUUUCUCAAUGGCAAUCCCCCAAUGAAAUGGUUAGAAUUUUCACCCAAGAAGAGUUGGAGAAGGCCACAAAUAACUAUGACAAUAGCACUAUUGUUGGUAAAGGUGGGUACGGUACCGUUUACAAAGGAGUCUUAGAAGAUGGCUUGGUAGUGGCAAUCAAGAAAUCAAAAAUUGUAGACCAAUCUCAAACUGACCAAUUCAUUAACGAAGUCAUUGUUUUGUCUCAAAUCAACCAUCGCAAUGUUGUUAGGCUCUUGGGGUGUUGUUUAGAGACACAAGUUCCGUUGUUGGUGUACGAGUUCGUAACCAAUGGCACCCUCUUUGAACACAUCCAUGACAAAACCAAGCAUGCUUCUCUUUCAUGGGAAGCUCGUUUGAAAAUAGCUUUGGAGACUGCAGGUGUGCUUUCGUAUUUGCAUUCAUCAGCUUCGAUUCCAAUUAUUCAUAGAGAUAUCAAGACGACCAACAUACUCCUAGACGAUAAUUACACCGCGAAAGUGUCUGAUUUCGGGGCAUCAAAGUUGGUUCCAAUGGAUCAAACACAGCUAUCCACGAUGGUGCAAGGGACUCUAGGGUAUUUAGACCCUGAGUACUUGUUGACGAGUGAGUUGACAGAAAAGAGUGACGUGUAUAGCUUUGGAAUAGUGUUGUUAGAGCUUAUAACUGGGAAGAAGGCGGUGUGUUUUGAUGGACCAGAAGCGGAGAGGAAUCUAGCGAUGUAUGUGCUUUGUGCAAUGAAGGAUGGUCGGUUGGAAGAAGUUGUAGAAAGGGGAAUGAUGGCGAAAGAGAUAAAUUUUGAGGAAAUAAAAGAAGCGGCUCAGGUAGCAAAGAAAUGCUUAAGAAUUAAAGGGGAGGAGCGACCCAGCAUGAAGGAAGUGGCUAUGGAGUUGGAGGGAGUGCGAUUGAAGCAAGUUCAGCAUUCAUGGGUGAAUAACAACAAUUUGUCCAACGAAGAGGAAAUGGUAUGUUUAUUGGAUGUUGAAGCUUCAGACUCCGGCCAUUUUAUUGUUAGUGGCACUAUGAAUACUACCGUCGGGGAUAGCAUAAAAGCUUCAAUUUUGUCACACAUCCACCAUGGAAGAUGA
Molecule: messenger RNA, 2226 nt
Organism: Benincasa hispida (wax gourd)
Lineage: Eukaryota; Viridiplantae; Streptophyta; Magnoliopsida; Cucurbitales; Cucurbitaceae
Source: RefSeq, a predicted model, not a curated record